Messenger RNA from Funneliformis caledonium, 399 nucleotides. NCBI's taxonomy places the organism in Eukaryota, Fungi, Glomeromycota, Glomeromycetes, Glomerales, Glomeraceae. The record is from the annotation of a GenBank genome assembly.
AUGUCGGAUCUCAGAAUCUGUAGAAAAAAUCCCAUAUAUAAUUUUGUUCACUUCAUGGUUAUUAUAACUUUAUUACUUGAUAACUAUGAAAACGUUGAUAAAAUGGAUGCUCACUUUUCCUUCUAUAGAAUGUCAAGUUUAAUUAAUGACGAUGAAAAAAUGUCUCAAGAAACCGAUGUUUCCAAAGCUAAUAAUAGCUUUUGGAACACUUCGUCACCUGCAUCGUCAUCGUCCAAUAACGGAAAAAAGAGAAGUGCGACAGAAUUAAUAAGCACUUCAUCUAUAAUUCCUACUAUUAACACAGAAAUGACAUGCUUUGUUCCUGACGAAGAUGUGCCUUUGAAAGCAAAUGGUUCAUUAGAUAUCCUUGAACUCAAAACAUCUACGAAUAGAUUAUGA